Messenger RNA from Iphiclides podalirius (scarce swallowtail), 426 nucleotides. The record is from the annotation of a GenBank genome assembly. NCBI's taxonomy places the organism in Eukaryota, Metazoa, Arthropoda, Insecta, Lepidoptera, Papilionidae.
AUGAACUCGUAUUAUCUUUGUGAAAAAAUCGUAGGUCCUCCGAUUGUUUACUACGUGCUCACGACCUUUUUUCAAUUAAUUAUAAAUAUUCAAACAAUAGUCGAGUACGUUAGUAUAAACGGGAUCCUGAUAUUUGCACUCAUAUGGACAGUAAAGAAUACGUUUUUAGUCACACUACUGAGUGUGGAAUGUGAAGAGAUUCACACUUCAUUGAAAAAUGUUCAAGUCGCAUGUAUUAUAACCAUGCAUAGUGAUAGCAAUCUUGAGUUUCUACGUGAAGUGCGGAAAAAGUUGCGCCGAAUAGGAAGACAGAAGUUCCAGCCACUAAGCGCUUUAGGCUUGUUUACGGUGAACGCCGCUUUACUCCUAAACAUGUUGUCCGCCCUAUCCACUUACACUGUGAUUCUGCUGCAAUUCGAUUUUUUA